GGUCAGAGUCGUCUCCUGCUGAGCGUGAGGCAGUUUUGGGGCUGGCAGGUCCAGAGAUUGCUUGGCUGCACAAGAUCACAGAUAAAAGCAGAAAGCAGAAAAAAGAAUCGUCCUGUUUCAGACUUCUUUAAGGCAGAAAAAAUGCAUCAGCUGUUUUUUGUUAGUGUGACUCUGUUUCUGGUCUCUUUUGGAUCUUACGCCAGAGGAAACAGAGCUGAGAGAAGCAUCGACAGGCCCUUUAUAUCACUGCUUGGUGUGGAUAAUGGUCAGCGCUGGGGAGAAUGGGGCCUGAAAGAAAUGUGUCCUGCAGGCUUCUAUGCUGCAGGUUUCAGUCUUAAGGUUGCAGGUUACUGGGAAUCUCUGUUAAUAGGGGACAACACUGCUUUGAAUGGAAUUCGCCUUCACUGUGUUAACACAGCCAAGGGCACGACUGGGCCUUAUACUGACUACGCCACAGUGCAGUCUGACACAGGAAGCUGGGGAACAUGGAAAGAUAUCCAGUGGUGUAAGUCAGGGACACUGAUGAGCUUUCAGCUCCGUGUGGAACCCUACCAAGGAACAACCUGGGACGAUACCGCCGCAAACAACAUAAGGUUCAAAUGCAGUGGAGGUGAGGAGGAGCUUAAGGGUACAGGCAUGUCCUGGGGUACCUGGGGUUCCUGGAGCGAAACAUGUACAUGAAAGGGCAUCUGUGGUAUUCAGACAAUCGUAGAGGAACCAAAAGGGUUGGGAGACGACACCGCUCUCAAUGAUGUUCGUUUGUUCUGCUGUGAUUAAGGUGCCCCAGUCAUCUCAUCCAAGCUGGUGCAGCAUGAGAUAAAAACUGAAAAAAAAAAAAAACAUAUUCGAAGACAGAUCAUAUCUUUUAUUAAUUCUCUUAAUCGAGGAAGAGUUUCUAGAAACUGUUGGCUGCCUAAAUAAAGGUGAUCUGGAAUAAAA
Astyanax mexicanus (Mexican tetra) is the source of this 939-nucleotide messenger RNA. RefSeq names its product vitelline membrane outer layer protein 1 homolog. Lineage: Eukaryota; Metazoa; Chordata; Actinopteri; Characiformes; Acestrorhamphidae. The coding region runs from base 142 to 681 and encodes 179 amino acids. The record is from RefSeq and is a predicted model, not a curated record. The transcript has 5 exons.